Dovyalis caffra is the source of this 2346-nucleotide messenger RNA. NCBI's taxonomy places the organism in Eukaryota, Viridiplantae, Streptophyta, Magnoliopsida, Malpighiales, Salicaceae. The record is from the annotation of a GenBank genome assembly.
AUGCAAAAUAAAAUUUUGCAAGAUGGGUUUGAUGUUGUUACAUACAGAGUACUGGCUUACCUUCUUCUUGGUGUUGUCAGAAUAUACUCCAAAAAAGUUGAAUAUCUGUUUGAUGACUGCAAUAAAGUGCUUCUUAACAUCAAGGACUUUAUGGUCAGUAAUAAAGAUGGGAUACUUAUGGAAACCUUGCAAGCACCUUACUUCUCUAUUACUCUACCAGAAAGAUUUGAGCUUGAUGCUUUUGAUCUAGAGAUUCUUGAAGAUAAUAGCGUAGGCAAUGUGAUGCCCCUUGAAGAAAUUACACUUAAAGAUGGCAUGUGGAAAACUGGGGAUUUAGGGAAAUACUGUCUAAACCAGGAUCACUGUGAGGAGUUUGCUGCCUGUCGAGAUACUUGGCCUGCAGAUUACAAUCUGAAUGAAGAUGUUUUUUCAUCUCCUAGGGCAGAUGUUUAUAUGGAGCAAGGGACAUCACAUAGUGUAAGCACUCUACAAACAUGCAUGGAGAAGCGUCGAGGCAAUAUGUUCUCUCAUCAUGACUGUGAGGACCUUGAAAUGUUUCCCGAGGUUGAGGAGCCUCCAGAUGCAAGAAAAUCAUUUGUUGAAAAUCAUCAAACUGAUGAGGAGCAUUCAAAGGUUCCAGAUAAGAUGGGUUCAGAUGAAAUGCAUGCAGGAGCAAAUGUGCUGAAGCUUUGUAAUGAUAGUGUUUGUCAGGAAGCAUGUCUGAACCUUGAAGCAUUUGGUGGGGUAGAGGAAGAACCUGAAAACUUUGCUAAGUUAUAUCAUCAACCCGAGGAGCAGCAGAAAGAGGUUCCUGGCAUGGAACAGUCAGAAAAUGAAGUGCAUAAUGUUUUUAAUGACGAUAAUGUGUCUGAUGUAGAAGCAUCAUUAGAGAAGCUUCUAGAGAAUAGGUUUUUUCAAGAAGAAUGUAGGGACAAUAAUAUAUUUCAUGUCGUUGAAGAUCCUCCAGAACAUGCUAGAUUGUUUAAUGAAGAGCGCCAGAAUGAUGCAGAGAAUGCAAAAGUCUUAGAAUUAGAAGCAAGAACAUUGGGAAAGAGAAAGCGCCAGCUUGUCUCGGAAGAUCAUCCAUUGUCUGUAAAACUUGAUGCUACUCCUCAAUACAAGUCCAAAGAUGUUUCAGGGGCUAACACGCCAGAGUUUAUGGUUAUUUCUACACCAGCUGCUAAGGAGCGUGCUCGUAUUCUCAAGAAAAGGAAGUGUCUCUUUGAUGAUGUGAUAGUGUUACAUAAAAACAUAAUUAAGCAAUGCAUAGAAGACUCAAGUGACUUGGUGUCCAAACGAAGAAAGCUUCCUCAUACUGCUUUUGCUGUCUGGAAAGCCUGUCGAUUUUCCAAUCUUGACCGGUGUUUCCAGGAGCCUCUGAUUCCUUGUAAUUCACUGGAGCUUAGAUCCCUCUUUUGCAGAAAGAGAUUACAUAUUCCGGAAACAGUUGAGAGUAUUGGUGGAUCAGUUGAAACUGAGGAACAUUCCAAAAGGUCGGAUGCUUCAGAGUCUCAAAACGUUGGAAUGUCAGUGGAAACUACAGAGCAGCUCAAAAAGUUAAAUGUUUCAGGAUCUCCUCUUAUUGGCAGAUUAGAUGAAAUUGUAGAACCUCCAGAGAAUACAUUGAUUCAAGAAUCAGCUGGGACUGUGGAAUCUCUAAAAACAUUUGUGUCUGACAGUCCUGCCACUGAUAAACUGGUUGAAACUGUGGAACCUUCGGACAUGUCAGAAUCUUGUACUGUUGGGAGAUCAGUUGAAACUGUGGAGACUCUAGAAAAGUCAAAUGUGUCAGGAUCUUCUGCUAGUAGAUUUUUUGAAACUUUGGAACGACCCGGAAAGUUAGACAUAGCAGAAUCUCCUACUGCUGGUGGCUGCUUAGAGCAAAUGGCAAUUGCUCCAGAAACACCUACUCAGUACACAGCAUCACUGAGGUCUUUUGAGAGCCCUGAGAGACCUGAUCUUUCUGACACGGAUGGACUAAGGUCUGUAAGUGUAGAAAAGGAAAUCUUCCCCAGCAUGCAUGAAGAACUUGAUCUCAAUCUGCUGAAUGGGGAGAUGAAUACAUCUGAAGGAGAUAACCAGGAGCAUUAUGGGUGGUCAGAGAGAACCAGAGUGGCUGUGAAAUGCUUGCAUGCAAGUUUUCUGAUACAGAAGAAAAGAAGAAAGGAGGAAGUAGUAAAUUUAUUUCGACUUUUGGAAGGAAGAACCAAGAAAGAGAGUGCUAGGCUCUUCUAUGAGAUACUGGUAUUGAAAAGUAAAGGGCAUGUGGACGUGAAGCAAGAUAAUCUUUAUGGUGAGAUUCUUGUCUCAAAAACAUCUCAAUGGGACCAAGCUUGUGGAUUAUAA